AUGUUUGGACGGUCUAUUCUAAGUGAAUUUCAAGAAGAUGACUUCUUUAGAUUCCCAAAGAGUCAUAUGCGUAUGAUGGACUUUGGUUUCAGCUCCCCUCGUGUCAGUAGCCGGGACAGGCAGAGAGCCCAAAGCUGUGAGCGUACAAACCGUAAAAAUGAUCUUGUCUCCUUUGGAUUAAAUGAAGACUUUUUUGGUUUCAAUGACAUCUUCAACAAUAUGCGAAAGAUGAUGGCUGAUAUGAACCAUUCUCUGCAUAACAACAAAAUUGAUCCCAGUGGUUAUCACUAUUCUCAGUCAACCUUCAAAACCUACUCUAAGAUUGGCAACAGUGCUCCCAGAACUUAUGAAGCCAGCACCUCCACAUGCACAGCCCCUGGGGGAUUAAAACAGACCAUGAAGGCUGUUCGUGACUCUGAUGAUGGCAUAGACAAGAUGGCAGUGGGUCGGCACAUCAAUGAUAGAUCACAUGUGGAAGAAAGAUGCAGAAAUGCAAAAACAGGUUUUGAAGAGAGAAAUUCUCAAUAUGUCAACAUGGAUGAAAUGAUACUUUCCAGUUUUAUUAGAAAUUCUUCUUCUCUAUCUCUCUGUUGCCCUCACACUCUCCCUCCGUCACUCCCAUUCUCACAUGCUCUCCCUCAGUCACUCCCAUUCUCACAUGCUCUCCCUCCGUCACUCCCAUUCUCACACGCUCUCCCUCCGUCACUCCCAUUCUCACACGCUCUCCCUCCGUCACUCCCAUUCUCACACGCUCUCCCUCCGUCACUCCCAUUCUCACACGCUCUCCCCCAUCCCUCUCCCUCACAUGCUCUCUCUCUCUCCUACCUUGCUCUCUUGAUUGUUCUCUUUCUCACCUUGCCUGCUGGCUCCCUCUCUUACCUUGCCUGCUCUCUCUCUCUUUCUCUCUCUCACCUUGCCUGCUCUCUCUCUCUCUCACCUUGCCUGCUCUCUAUCUCUCUCUCUCUUUGCUUCCACCGCCUUGUUCCUUUCUUUACCUAUUGUUGUCUUCUAUUAAACAUGGCCUUAAGACAUUAUCAAUUUGUCCUUUCAUCAUAUUUUCAGAAAUGUCAACCGACGGAUGGUCACAGAUGGACUACACAGAAGAAAUUACCGAACAUAAACUGUACCAAAUCAAUCAAUUCAGAUUUUCUGGAUUGA
Molecule: messenger RNA, 1158 nt
Organism: Acanthosepion pharaonis
Lineage: Eukaryota; Metazoa; Mollusca; Cephalopoda; Sepiida; Sepiidae
Source: the annotation of a GenBank genome assembly